Lachancea thermotolerans CBS 6340 is the source of this 2046-nucleotide messenger RNA. RefSeq lists its product as uncharacterized. The coding region runs from base 1 to 2046 and encodes 681 amino acids. The record is from RefSeq and is a predicted model, not a curated record. NCBI's taxonomy places the organism in Eukaryota, Fungi, Ascomycota, Saccharomycetes, Saccharomycetales, Saccharomycetaceae. The transcript has a single exon.
AUGUCCACCUCAGCUUCGCCCCAUGAAAUGAAAGCAAUGCCCAGAAGACAACAAAGUUCGGAACGUUGCCAACUUGCGGAAGCUCGAAAGCCCCGAAACAUUGUGCUUUGCUUUGAUGGUACAGAUGGGAAUUUUGGCCCGAAACCGUUUACCAGCGUUCUAAAGAUCUACCGAAUGUUGGAUAACAGCGAUGAGAGUACUCAGUUGUGUUAUUACCAACCCGGAAUUGGAACCUCGAUGAGUUUUGAAAGAAGACUGGAUAACGGAAAUAGAAUCACGCCUUCUAAGCUGAGUAAUCUCUUGGAUUCAGUGGUGGCUUUUACGUUAGACCAGCAUGUUUGUUCUGCUUAUUUAUUUCUUAUGCGGUAUUACAGACCUAACGACAAGAUUUUUAUGUUCGGGUUCAGCAGAGGCGCUUUCAUUGCGAGAAUCUUAGCGGGAAUGAUUGAGAGAGUUGGGCUGCUAAAUGAGGGCCUUGAAGACAUAAUAAACACGGCUUGGAAAAUCUAUGAAGCAUGGGAGUAUGCAGCCCAGCCCAGCCAGCCCGAUUAUACAACAACUCUUGCAGACGAAUUCAAAAAGACUUUUUCUCGAAAUUACGAUGUGGAAAUUCACUUUCAGGGUCUGUUUGACUCAGUUAACUCCAUUGGCCUAAUACGUGAUAGACUUUUUCCGUAUGCUGCACGUAGUACGAUAGUUCAGCACGUUAGGCAUGCCGUUAGCCUAGAUGAGAGGAGAGGUAAGUUCAAGCAGCAAAGCGUAGCUUCGAGGAGAGGACAUUCAGGAAACGUCCCCGAAAUUUGGAGGAACACCAAUGGCACUCUUUCAAAACCAGAAGAGGCAGACGCUGUGAAUAUAACCUCCGUAACCAGAGAAAGUAAUCUUCAAAGUGCAGGCGGCCUUCAAGACGCAACGACCUUUGUUUCGGGCAGUCGUGAGCCGUGUCCGACCCCAGAAUCGAUUCCAUUAUUGGAAAGGUUUUCUGUGACAGAACUUCAAACCUGGUUAAAGUCUGUAAUUCUGGGCCGCUGGUGGCAUAAAGGAGGGAGUACGCUAGCUCAGAAUAAAUUGGAGCAUUUUUUUGGUUCACCAGCGACAUCUCCAGAUAUUAUCGAGAAAUGGUUUCCUGGAGACCACUCUGAUGUUGGAGGGGGUUGGAUUCCCGAUUAUGAAACCAAACAGUUUCUUUCUCACAUUCCAAUGAGAUGGAUGCUUGCGGAGGCAAUAAGCAAUGGAGUUCUUUUCAAAAAGAAUAGCAUAAAAAGCUUUGCUGCAAAGUACCCCGCCAGGGAAAGUUUUGAAGCGUACUCGCACGACAUAUUAAGCUUUGAAAGUAGAGGGACCGCCAAGAGUUCAGUCCUUUCUGAGGAUAAAAUCGGGAUUUCAGGCAGGCCGUUGUUACUGCUUCAGGUGACAUUGUCCUUCGUAUUGAGGAUUGCAUGGGCGUUCCAAGUUGGCUUCUGUUAUAAGAGGAGAUGCGCAGAGAUGUUGUAUAAGUCAUGCGACUUUACAGGCAACAAAUUCAGCCCCGACAGCGCACAAAGUCAGGUUUCGUUCAAAUCAGAGCGUCCCAGUCACGCUGGAAGGGGGGACCAGUCAGCUCUUUUUGUCAUGUUCUGGUGGAUCAUGGAGCUUGUUCCACUAAAACGGAGGGUGCAAGGGCCGGAUUGUAAGUGGAAGAACGCUUACGUGCCCAACCUUGGAAAAAGUAGGGAACUUCCUCCGGAAGCGGAAUUGCAUUGGUCAGUUUACUGGAGGAUGAGGUAUUAUAAGGAUUACAGGCCCCAGAACUUACCGCAAUAUGCCGUUGACUUGCUUCAUAAGUAUGCUAAUAUGCCCGAGGCUGAAACAUGUUCUCUAUUAACUAGACUUUGGAAAAAGGCUUUGAACAUGGUCUACUCUCCCCACACACGCGGAUGUGUUUCAACGGCAGGAUCCCCUCAAUAUGAACGUGUAAUUGCAGAGGCCGAGCACCUUCUAAAACAAUGUGGUGACACGCCUUAUCCUCCAGUUCCUGACGAUCUUGAAAAUUUCCGGCAGCUGUAA